Molecule: messenger RNA, 1847 nt
Organism: Magnolia sinica
Lineage: Eukaryota; Viridiplantae; Streptophyta; Magnoliopsida; Magnoliales; Magnoliaceae
Product: E3 ubiquitin-protein ligase RGLG2-like
Exons: 13
Coding region: 316-1809 (497 amino acids)
Biological process (GO): protein K63-linked ubiquitination
Molecular function (GO): ubiquitin protein ligase activity
Source: RefSeq, a predicted model, not a curated record
CUUUCUCAGCCUUAACAGGGGCUGAGGAAAAACGGUGGAUAGCCAGCGCUCGAGGAUAAUCGAAUCCCAGCUAAUAAAGAAAAAUAAACAGAAACUCUCUCCUUUUUUGGUGGGCGGAAGCUUCCAGGAGACAACGGGAAAAUUAUCCGUCGAUAGAUGGCUGAGACGCCGGUGAAACGCCGUUUCCCUUCAGCAGGUAUAUGCAGAAUGGACUCCAUAUAUUUAUGUUUCGAUUGUUGGACUCUGUGUUUUUGUGACGGAGAGGUAUUGCAUUUGUUGAGCAUUGGAGAAUCGGUUCUGUAGAUUGUAUAAUUGAUGGGGUCGAGUAGUUCAAAAGCGACGAGUCGAUCACGUUCAUCUUCAUCCUAUGGUUCAAGAUCUUCUUCGCUGGCUCCUGCAUAUGCUCAACCAUACGAGUAUCCAAACUACCAGCCUCCACAACAACAUUACCCUCCUCCGUCUCCAAGCUACGCCCACACGAGCGUGGCAUCCCAUCCGAACUAUGCUGCUCCGCCGCCGUCUCAAAGUUACGCCAACACAAGCACGGGAUCACGUGACAAAUCUCACGGGAGGUAUUUGAGGAUAGCUGAUAACUACAAUUCCUUGGAACAGGUGACUGAGGCUCUUGCACAUGCUGGCCUUGAGUCUUCCAAUCUCAUUGUUGGUAUUGACUUCACAAAGAGCAACGAGUGGACAGGUAAUAGAUCAUUCAACCGCCGGUGCCUGCAUCACAUUGGAGACACUCAAAAUCCCUACGAACAAGCAAUUUCUAUUAUUGGAAGAACCUUGUCUGCUUUUGAUGAGGAUAACUUGAUCCCCUGUUUUGGAUUUGGAGAUGCAUCGACUCAUGAUCAAGAUGUCUUCAGUUUCUACCCAGAUGAUAGACUUUGUAAUGGAUUUGAGGAAGCACUGAUGCGGUACAGAGAAAUAGUUCCGCAUCUGCGCCUGGCUGGACCGACAUCAUUUGCCCCGAUCAUUGAAAUGGCUAUGACCAUUGUGGAGCAGAGUGGUGGGCAGUACCAUGUUUUGUUGAUAAUUGCUGAUGGGCAGGUCACAAGAAGUGUAGAUACUGAGCAUGGUCGUUUAAGUCCGCAGGAGCAAAAAACAGUUGAUGCUAUUGUAAGAGCAAGUGAGUAUCCACUGUCAAUUAUUUUAGUUGGAGUUGGGGAUGGACCCUGGGACAUGAUGAGGGAAUUCGACGAUAACAUUCCUUCUCGGGCAUUUGAUAACUUCCAGUUCGUGAAUUUCACAGAGAUAAUGUCGAAGAAUAUGCCAAUAUCCCGGAAAGAGACUGAGUUUGCACUCGCUGCACUGAUGGAGAUACCUUCACAGUAUAAAGCAACAAUAGAGCUUAACAUCUUGGGUCGUAAGAAGGGGAAGGCUUCAGAUUGGGUCCCUCUCCCCCCACCACCUCUUGGAAGUCAUGGUGCAUAUUCUUUCAACUCGAAGCCUUCCCGUCCCAGCAGUUGCCAGCCAAGUUCGCCUCCUUACCCUGAACACAGUUCAUCCAUGCGGACAUCUCCUUACCCUGAACACACUUCAUCCAUGCGGACAUCUCCUUACCCUGAACACAAGUCAUCGACAUCUCCUUACCAUGAACACACUCCUGCAAGCUCAGCUCCACCUGCAAGUGCUUCGUGGGACAACCAGGUUUGCCCUAUUUGCCUUACUAACCCCAAAGACAUGGCCUUUGGUUGCGGCCAUCAGAAACUUUCUCUUCAGACAUAUAUCUCACUGCUAUUAGGAAUAGAACUCUGCCACUCACAUCAGACUCUUACUCCAAUGCAUCUACGCUCGCUUUGGAUCUGAAAUCUUUUAUCCAUUUCCAUAUCCAAGCUGAGGGGGUU